AUGACGCCUGUUCUGCAAUCGCGGGAAACCACGUUAUUUCGUUUCACGACUUCUGUGGAAGACCACCACACGCGCAUUCAGAACGACCGCACCCUCGCAUUCGCAGAAGUCAACCGGAGUCUUCCGCCGCAUUUCCUCCACCCUGAGGACCUGGAUCUGGAACUACGGUUGCUCGAGGUGGUGCUGGUGACGAGAGUGGCGGGAUCUGCGGCUAGGACGAGUUUGUAAGGACGAGUGCUACGGCACAAAUAUGCUUUCAUUGUAUCGGUUCAACGCAGCGAUUACAAGAACGACACGUCUUGCACAACAAGUAGAUGGAAGUGACACAAAAUUCCUUGCAG
Messenger RNA from Amoebophrya sp. A120, 341 nucleotides. The record is from the annotation of a GenBank genome assembly. NCBI's taxonomy places the organism in Eukaryota, Dinophyceae, Syndiniales, Amoebophryaceae.